Alternaria triticimaculans is the source of this 783-nucleotide messenger RNA. RefSeq lists its product as uncharacterized. Bases 1 to 783 code for a protein of 260 amino acids. The transcript is spliced from 7 exons. Lineage: Eukaryota; Fungi; Ascomycota; Dothideomycetes; Pleosporales; Pleosporaceae. The record is from RefSeq and is a predicted model, not a curated record.
AUGUCAUGCUUCACGCGCGGAUACGUUGUCAAGAAAUUCGGCCUAGACGAUCUCUUCAUCGCCAUCGCCGUUACCCUCGGAGCUGCACAGACAGUCACCAUCAUAUUACAAAUCGAGCAUGGCCAGGGACGACAUGCAUCAGAGCUUCACGUGGAGCAAUUCGACGAGAUGCUCAUGUACCAAUGGAUCAAUAUGCUCAUCUACUUUGUCGCAAAUUGGGCGGUCAAGAUGAGCAUCUUAUCUCUGUACUACCGAAUCGGCUAUGGAAAACAGGGCCUGCCAUGGAUCGUGCAGUCACCUGCUGUAUGGACAGCGGCCGGCUUUAUGACUGCCUUUAGUUUCUCCGUCUUCCUUGCUCAAUUGUUCAUCUGUACACCAGUAUCACGUGUCUGGGAUAUCGAAGCCCAACCCGAUGGAUGCAUUAAUGCUGCCAUGUUCAUGGUCAUUUCGGGUGCCAUCAAUGUCGUCACUGAUAUUGUCUUGUUGAUCUUCCCAUUGCCUUUGAUAUGGGUGAUCAAAUUCAACAAGAGACAAAGGAGAUACCGCGGGAGUUGGGGAGAAAAGAACCUGGUCAGCAUGGACGACGAGGACGAUAUCGAGAAAUCGCCAUGGGACUUUGCAUUACCCGAAGAGAAGAAUGGCGCAUUCGAUUUCGAUGUGGAGAGGAGAUUGACCGUUACGGAGAUUGAAAUGGGAAAGGCUAUGGAUAUGGGGAAUAGUUACUUCGAUGAUACCGCGUCGGAGGUCGAGGAGAGAGAAUCGGCAGUUCUCAUCUCAUGUUAG